AAGUCAUUAGCAAACAACUGUCUUCCUAACUGCCAUAACGUUUCACACAUACUGUAAUCCUUAUCAAGCAUUGCCUGAAGGCUGAACACUGAUCCCGUUGAAAGACAAAGAGCGAAAAUGCACUAGAGCACCUUUUGAACAGUAUCCGGAUAGAAUUCAAGGGAAAGUGCUGGUAUGAAAAUAACAUGACAUGACACUCAAUCGCGGUCAUUACAAUUAAUCACUAUGUGACUGUUUGGGACUUUAAUACAACGAGUCAAGUGUCACAACAAACCCCACAACAAGGAACUAGAAAUGAAGCCCUCGUUUGUUUUGCUAACUCUGGUUUUGUUCGGUUUUGCUGUCCAUAUCGAAGCAGCUAAAAUAGCAGUGCUUCUGUUCCCUACAGCCAGCCAUUUCUUCAUGAUGGAGUCGGUUGGCCAGAAGCUGGAGUCGAGAGGUCACCAGGUUACGUAUCUCAUGUGGUCAGUUGAACCAUUGUUUGAAAAAGCUCAAGUCAAAUCGAAGAUUUUGUUCCACAUACCGAAAUAUCCGAAAGGAUACUUCCUACAGCAAACAGCUAAUAAAGUCAUCAAGGACGGAUACAUGUCGUUAAGUUUUAUGGAAAAAUUCAUUUCACUGCUGACCGAAAUGUGCGAUGCAUUGCUGAGCAACAAAGAUAUCUUAAAGAAACUGAAAGAAUACGACAUGCUUUUUGCUGAUAAGGCUCUUUUUGGUUGUGGCAACUUAUUGAAAGAAAAAGUCGGCAUUCCUACCAUAGUUGACUUUUCGUCCUGGGGGUUUAACGACUUCAACAACUGGCAAAAUGGUAUCUCCUGGCAUUUAUCMUCCAUUCCUGCAGAUGGGAUCUACAACACGAGAGAACAUGGGAUUCCUUUCUUGUGGCGUGCGGCUAAUGUUCUUGCAUAUCUUCUUAUCAAUAURUUAGGAAAAGCGGCAACAAGACUUGUAAUGGGCUCUCUAAAGAGCAAACAUGGAAUCGCUCCGGAUAAGUCGUUCCCGCAAAUUAUAUCCGAAACUGACCUUGUUCUGAUGCCAAUUGACUGGUCAAUAGAAUGGCCACGCCCUGUUCCACCUAAUGUAAAAGUUAUUGGACCAACAACGCCAAAACAAUCCAAGCCAUUGCCUGAAGAUUUGGAUACAUUUAUGCGAUCUGCAAGCAAAGGAAUUGUACUAGUAUCAUUCGGAAGCAUGGCAAGUUCUUUAGAUGACACACGUUCCAAGAUUCUCUCGGAAGCUUUCUCGAUGCUGCAAGGUUACAAGGUUUUGUGGAAGUACAAAAAGUCAUUUCCUGAUGUGAAGAACCUGAAGAUUGUAUCAUGGGUCCCUCAAAAUGACAUUCUUGGUCAUUCAAGCCUUAGACUCUUCAUGACUCAUGGCGGUGUUAACAGCGUCUAUGAAGCUGCAUAUCAUGGCGUACCAAUGCUUAUUACUCCUCUUUGGGGAGACCAAGCUGGCAAUGCUGCCAAAGUAAAAACAGCUGGGUUUGGAGAAUCUGUAAAUAUCAGAACAGGAGAUAAUUUUACUGCAGAGCAUAUUGCUGUGCAAAUGAAUAGAAUACUGGACAAYCCUAGAUAUAAAACAAAUGCCAUUAAAGUGUCAAAACUGUUACAAGAUCGCCGUCAACCAUCAACAGAAGAUGCUGCUGACUGGAUGGAAUAUGUAUUGAAACAUAACGGUACAYGYCACCUUCGGCCAAACUCCACACAGUUACCAUUUUACCAAUAUUUYUUACUAGAUGUCAUCUCUUUCCUAUUGGGUGUUAUAUUUGUGCUUUUAUUCAUUGUCUAUAAAUCCUGUAAGUUUGUUAAAUACAAGUACUGGUUUAAAGGAACAAAGCAAAAACUUCAAUGAGGCUGUGAUUACUGUCAAACUGAAUCUAUAGAGCCUCAACACCACUGUGUAACUGCWUUUAGUACAGUUGGAAUGGACCAUGGUCCAUAUAAUCAAAGAAGAAACAGUCUUGAUCACAAGAGCUGAAUGAAAUAGUUGAUAUGGGAUGGAAAAGAUGUCUUUUUCUUCAUUUCAGGAACGUCAGAUUGUGUCAUGCACAGAGCAGUCCAAGCGCUUAGUCAAUAGUCUUCUUCACAGUUCCCAGCGCCAUCUUGAAAGAUAGCCGUGCCUUUGCAUCGAAGC
Exaiptasia diaphana is the source of this 2136-nucleotide messenger RNA. Its product is annotated as UDP-glucuronosyltransferase 2C1. Lineage: Eukaryota; Metazoa; Cnidaria; Anthozoa; Actiniaria; Aiptasiidae. Gene Ontology annotation, molecular function: UDP-glycosyltransferase activity. Bases 295 to 1854 code for a protein of 519 amino acids. The transcript is spliced from 6 exons. The record is from RefSeq and is a predicted model, not a curated record.